CUGCUGUCCUCAAUCUGCCCGUGUGCCCGUAGCGACAGGACGCUCACCCUCGCUCUACUGCAGCAGCGACAAACAGGCGGCUCCAGCUCGGAAACGUCCCCUCGCUCUCGCUUGUGUGAGAAGCAAAGCGCUCGUUGAACUUGUCGGGACUUUUUUUUCGUUGCUGAUCGGAGUGACUCCCGUUCCCUGAGGGGGGGGGGUUAAAUAUCUGCUGCCCUCGCGAUGAGCGCUGCAGAAAACUGUGAGGCGGACUCCACCAAACUGGAGUGUGUGAUACAGAGGCUGGAGGAGAGUGUUUUGUCUGAGGAGAAGUGCUUGACGGUCCGGGGCCCCUCGCCCGAUGCCGCCCCCACGUGUCUCCCAGCGCGGGUCCGAGAGAUUGUGACCAAGAACCUCAGCGACAGCACGGCGGGAGCCAUGUCCUCCGUCAUGUCCCUCCAGGAGGAGAACCGGGUGCUGCAGGGGGAGCUGGCCCGGCUGGAGGACUCGCUGGCCCACAGCAGAGCCGACCGAGACGAGCUCGCCAUCAAGUACGGAGCCAUUAGUGAGCGGCUGGAGCAGGCCCUGCGCUUGGAGACGGGGGAGGGGGGCCGCGACUCCCCCGAGUCACUUAGCCUGACUCAGCAGAACGUGGACCUACGCAGGCGUCUGGACGAGGAGCAGGCGGCCUACAAGAGGAAGCUGACGGCCUACCAGGAGGGGCAGCAGAGGCAGGCCCAGCUGGUGCAGAGGCUACAGGCGAAGGUUCUCCAGUACAAAAAACGGUGCGGGGACGUGGAGCAGAUGCUGCAGGAGAAGUCCUCAGAGCUGGAGAAACACAUGCUGAGCGGUCACGGCGACGCGUCCAACGGCCACAACGAGGAGUCCAGCAGCAGCCUGGAAGACGCUUUAAUCCGACUGGAGGAGGAGCAGCAGAGGAGCAGCAGCCUGUCUGCGGUCAACGCCAUGCUGAGGGAGCAGCUGGAGCAGGCCGGCCUCGCCAACGAGGCUCUGAGCCGCGACAUCCGCAGGCUCACGGCCGACUGGACCAAAGCCCGGGAGGACCUGGAGCAGAAGGAGUCCGACUGGAGGAGAGAGGAGGAGUCGUUCCACAGCUACUUCAGCGGCGAGCACGGCCGCCUGCUGCUGCUGUGGCGCCAGGUGGUCGGCUUCCGGAGGCACGUGUGCGAGCUGAAGAGCGCCACGGAAAGGGACCUGUCGGACAUGCGCGCCGAGAUGUCCAGGGCGGCCCACUCGGCCCGGGCGUCCUGCGCCGGGCUGCACCAGCGGGAGGGAGGAGCCGCCGCCGCCCUGGAGCGCGAGAAAGCCCUGCGGCUGCAGAUGGAGCAGCAGCUGAGGGAGCGCGUGGCCGAGAUGAUGAGCUACCAGACCCGCACGGACGCGGAGAGGAGCGAGCUCGCCCUCAGACUGGCAGAUUCAGUGAGAGAGGGCGAACGACUGAAGGGCCUGAUUGAGGAGCGAGAGAGGGAGAUCGUCGCACUGACGAGGAAGAUGGAGGAGCAGAGCGGCAGCGACGAGACUGACGCGCAGACGGCGAGAGCCCACACGGAGGCGCUGAUGGACGCCCUGCGGGACAUCGCCCAGACGGUUCUGUCGGACGGGGAGUCGUCGUCGGAAGCGGACCAGGACCCUGCCGGGGCGCCGCUGCUGGCCCUGGUCACCUGUUCCCCGCGCGGGCCUCGCUCCCCCGCCCGACCCGCCUCGCUGGCGCCGCCCCCGGAGGCGCUGUCCGCUCUGUGCUCCGCGGUCACGAGCAAAACGCACCAGCUGCAGGACGUCCGGGCCCGUCUGCUCUCAGCCCAAACCUCAGUGCAACAGCUAAAAAAGCAGCUCGCAGAGACGGAGUCAGGUAAGAAAGAGGCCGAACAGCAAAGCCAGACUCAGCGCCGGGAGAGGGAGGCUGCUCAGAGGGAGCGCGACACCGCCCAGAGGGAGAAGGAGCGACUGAAGCAGGAGAGAGACGCACUGGCCCGGGAGAAGGCGGCCUUGGAGAAGAGCCUGCAGGCCGCGCACAGCGGCAGCCAGCUGCUGCAGAUGGACUGCGACAAGCUGCAGCUGAGCGCGGCGUCCGCGCAGCGCGAGCGCGACCGCGAGAGGGAGGAGAAGGAGGCGGCGGCGGCGGAGCGCGACCGGGCCAAGGCGGACGCUCAGAGGACACAGAAGCAGCUGGAGCUGAGCGAAACCCGCGCCUCGGCCCAGCGGGCGGAGCUGUCGGCGGCGAGGGAGGCCCAGCAGAAGGGGGAGGCGGAGCGGCAGCUGCUGGAGCGGGAGAAGGCCCAGCUGUCCGAGGCGCUGGCCCGGGCCGAGAGCAGCAACGCGGAGCUGUGUGUGCUGAUCAACAAGCUGCAGUCGGAGGACGCGGCGCGCAGAGACGCUCUGGCCAAGAUCAGCAGCAUGAACGAAGGCUUGGCCCAGGACAAGGUCCACCUCAACACCUACAUCCUCCAGCUGGAGGAGGAGAAGGCCCUGCUGCAGGAGCAGAAGCGGGAGGCGGAGAGGGAGAAGCUGACCAUCAGGGACGAGCUGGUCCGGCUGGAGCAGCACCGGCUGGAGCUGGACUCGGCUCGCAUCAGCCUGCACCGGUCGCUGCAGGACGCCGAGCUGGGCCGGGCCGGGAUGGAGGCGGAGCUGCAGAGCCUCAGGGCCGAGAGGCUUAAGCUGCAGGAGAAAGUCUCGCAGCUUUGUGGCGAGGUCGCCUCUCUAGGAUCGGAGUUGAGUCUGGCCAAAGGAGAGGUCCAGAGGAGCGAGGCGGCCGUGGAGGAGGCCGGCCGCAGCCGGGCGGAGCUGGCGCGGGACAAAGCAGCUCUGACGGUCCAGCUGACGGCGUCUGAGAAGGAGAACGCGGUCCUGUCAGAGGAACUGGCCGCUUCCAGGUCGGAGAGGGAGUCGCUGGAGACCAGUCUGUUCGAGGUGCAGCAGCAGCUGGUUCAGGCGGAGUCUCGCCGGGAACAGCUGGAGUCGGAGAGUCAGAACCUACGCGUCCGCUGCGAAACCGCGGCAGCUGAAAUAAGGCGCGUACGCUCGGACGGGGAGAGUGCGUUGGCGCAGGCUGAACGGGACAAACAGGCCCUGACUCAGAGUCUAAGCGCUGCUCAGCUCGAGGCCCAGCAGGCGCUACGCAAGGCCGUGACCGGGCAUCAGCAGGAGGUGGAGAGGCUCAUCUCAGAAAAGGAGGUCGUGCGGCACAGUUUGCUGACGGAGCAGGAGGUGAGUCUGAGGAAGCUGAGGCAGGAGAUGGAGGAUCAGGUCCAGCGAGCGCAGAGAGACAGGGAGGAGCUGCAGGAGGAAGCGAGGAGCCUCCAGCGGGACAGAGACCAGAGCCUGUUACAGGCCGAGGCCGACAAGCAGCAGGCGCUCUCGCUGAAGGAGGCGGAGAAGGCGGCUCUGUGCGACAGGGUGUCCGUCCUGCAGGCGGAGCUGUCGGCCGCAGCCCUGGAGGCCGAGCGCACGUCCCGACAAGCGGCUCACUUCCGGGAGCAGGAGCAGACCAGAGUCGGGGCUCUGACCGCGGAGCUGCAGGAGCUCCGCUCUCAGCUGGAGGACGCGGCCUCCGCUCACCAACGGGAGCUCCAGCUCCUGCAGGACACCUGCACCGACCUGCAGUCACGUGCCGCCAUUGCUCUUAAAGAGCUGGAGCAGUGCCGCCUGUCGCUGUCGGUGAACGAGGAGAGCAGAGACCAGCUGAGACGGGACGUGCUGGACCUCGAGCGCCGUCUGAGCCAGGCUCAGGACGCGGCGGAGAACUACCGGAGGGAGGGCGCCGAGCUGCGCCGCGGCCUCGGAGACGCCGCCGCCGAGAGAGACACCAUCAGCCAGUCCAACAAGCUGCUCCGGGAGAACCUGCAGAGCGCCGAGACGGAGCGAAUCAGCGUGAAGCGACGGUGCGAGGAGAAGGAGCAGCAGCUGGCCGUGCUGAGGGAGACGCUGGCCUCCGCCCAGAAGGAGGUGACGGAGCUGCGGAGCUGCCUCAGGGAGGUGGAGCGGUCGCGGCUGGACGCCCGCAGGGAGCUGCAGGAGCUCCGCAGACAGCUGAAGGUUCUGGACGGGGAGAAGGAGCAGAGAGGGAGGGAGGCGGCGGAGCUGCACACCCGUCUGGCGCUGGAGGAGCAGCGGGAGGAGGAGAGAGGGAAGGAGGCGGUCCUGCUCAAACACAAGCUGGCUGAGGCCGAAACGGCCCGAGACGCCCUCAGAAAGGAGCUCUCCGCGACUCAGAGGCGCCUGGCGGAGGCGGAGUCCUGCUGGCGGAGCAGCGAGAGGGAGCUGAGCGCUCAGCUGCAGGACGCCCGCGCCUGCGAGAAGAAGCUGCAGGACGAGGCCAAGAGCCUGUCGCUGCGCGCCCAGUCGGCCCACGACGCGGCCGCCCAGUGCGGCCUGCAGCUCAGCGAGGCGCAGGGCCGGCUGGCCGCCACCGAGGCCGAGCUGGGCCGGGCCGAGGCCGCCCGCCGGGACCUGGACUUCCGCCUCAGCAGCCUCCAGUCGGCGCUGACCCGAACGCUGGGCAUCGGAGCCGGCGGCCGGGGGGGCAGGGGGAGGAGCCCGGGGGGGAGGAGCCCGGGGGGGAGGAGCCCGGGGGGGAGGAGCCCGGGGGGGAGCUCCACGUCCCCCGGAGCCAUGUCACGGCACCAGAGCGCCUCCCCCCUGCGCUGCUCUCUGUCGCCCCCUAAAGAGUUCCGCGUGAGCACCCCCGACAACACCUUGGGCUCGGGGGCCGUGUCUCCGGACGGAGGGGAAACCCCGCUGCUGCUCCCUCAGCUGGAGCUGGAGCCCGACGCGCUGAAGAGCGGCCUCAGGGACUUCCUGCAGGAGCUGCGUGACGCGCAGAGAGAGCGGGACGACGCCCGGUGCCGGUUGGGGGCCGCGCAGCGGGAGGUGGAGGAGCUGAGUCAGGACAGGGCGUCGGCGCUGGGCCGCCUCGCUCAGCUGCAGCUCAGCCUCCAGGAAAACCAAGAAGGGAGACGGGGGCUCGAGGAGCAUCUGGCCACUACUCAGGUUCUUCUGCAGCAGCAGGAGGAGGCAGCGAGGAGAGGGGAGCGAGAGCGGCGCGCGCUGGCCGACAGGGUGAAGGAUCUGGAGCGGGCGCUGCAGACCUGCGAGGCGGAGAAGAGGCACGCUCAGGACCAGUUAAACAAGCAGCGGGCCGUUGAGCUGCGUCUGGAAGCGGAGAGGCGCCGUCUGCGGGAGGCGCUGGAGGCGGCCGAGGCCCGGGCCACCAGGGUGGAGCUGGGGAGGCGCAGCCUGGAGGGGGAGCUGCAGAGGCUCAAGCUGAGCCUGGGCGACCGGGACGCCGACAGCCAGGCCUCGCAGCAGCGCCACGACUCCCUGCUCAAGCAGGUGGCGGAAGGAGAGGUCUGCGUGUCCCGGCUCCAGAGGGAGGUGGACAGGCUGAGCCAGGCUCUGCUCAAAGCUCAGGAGGGGGAGACGCUGCUGAAGGAGAAGGCGGCGGCGCUCACCCAGAGCCUCCAGGAGGCGGCGGCGGCUCACGGCGCCACGCAGACUCGCCUGGCGGCGCUGCAGAAGACGCUGGCGGCGGCGGAGCAGGACAAGAGGCUGCAGCAGGAGCGAAUGGACGAAGCCAGGGCGUCGUUGGCUGACGUGAAGAGAAGCAUGGCCACUCACACCCAGAGCGUCCAGAGCCUGGAGAGCGAGCUGAACCAGAGCGAGCUGAGGCGAGAGGAGCUGGAGGCGGAGCUCCGCAGCACUCAGGAGGUGAAGACCCUGCGGCAGCGCUCCGGCGCGCUGGCGGAGGCUCAGCGCGGCGUCCAGGCGGCGAACGCGGAGCGGGCCGCGGCGGAGGAGCGGCUGCGCGGGCUGCAGCGGGCGGUCGCCACGCUGGAGACGGAGAAGAGGGACGCUGAGAGACAGGCGGUGAGACUGGAGAAGGACAAGAACGCACUGAGGAGCACGCUGGACAAGGUCGAGCGUCAGAAGCUGAAGAGCGAGGAGGGCGGCAUGCGUCUGUCGGCGGAGAAAAGCCGCCUGGACCGCUCUCUGAACGCGGCCGAGCAGGAGCUGCAGGAGGCUCAGCAGCAGAUAGUGACGCUGCAGACGCAGCUGGCUGACAUGGAGCAGGCUCACGGCCUGUGUGAGGACCUGGUGAGGCUCCGUGACGAGUCCCAGCGGGAGGCGGAGCGGCUGAGGACCAGCCUCCGGGACGUGGAGCGAAGCCUGGGCGUCCGAGAGCGAGCUCACCGCCACCGGGUCAAAGGCCUGGAGGAGCAGGUGUCCACGCUGAAGGAACAGCUGCAGCAGGAGAUGAAGCGGCGUCAACCGCUUCUUCCAUCGUCUUUACUGUCGGCAGGGAACUGAGGUGCAGCUUCAGGCCACCGGCACCAGCACCAAAGUUCUGAUCCAGGGAAAAACCACUUGUCACGAAUGUUUGAAAGCAAUGUUACAAAGUGUUCACGAACUAACUCACACUAAAAUGAACAAUACUGUCAUUUUGAUAAUGUAUUAUUAAUGGAAACACAGAACUUAACACUUAGUCUGACACGCUCACACCCAACACUGCCAGAACCAUCUCCCCAAACGUCACCGCAGCCUUUUCCCGUCUGUACAGGACCUGCGAGGAAUGUGUGUGUGUGUGUGUGUGUGUGUGUGUGUGUGUGUGUGUGUGUGUGUGUGUGUGUGUGUGUGUGUGUGUGUGUGUGUGUGUGUGUGUGUGUGUGUGUGUGUGCGCAGAUGACAGAGCUGCUCUGUGAUUUUCUCAUCAAUAGACACAGGUUUUAGAUAAUAGAGAUGAUUUUAAGUGAAAAAGGACCAUUUGACUUCUGUAAUAAGAUGCUAUUGGUUAAUACUAGUUUUAUUAGUUGAAUAGAUUUAAUUUACUGACAGGCCGACAAGUAGCACAUGAAGGCUACACAAUUACAGGAGAAUAAACUCAAUGUGAUGUCCAAUAGAACCCUGCCAGCACAUCGAGCUGCAGCCUCAGACACAGUAAUAAAUGAUGCUCAUACACUUGA
Messenger RNA from Betta splendens (Siamese fighting fish), 6959 nucleotides. Its product is annotated as rootletin-like. The transcript has 37 exons. The record is from RefSeq and is a predicted model, not a curated record. Bases 223 to 6306 code for a protein of 2027 amino acids. NCBI's taxonomy places the organism in Eukaryota, Metazoa, Chordata, Actinopteri, Anabantiformes, Osphronemidae.